Molecule: messenger RNA, 1727 nt
Organism: Seminavis robusta
Lineage: Eukaryota; Bacillariophyta; Bacillariophyceae; Naviculales; Naviculaceae
Source: the annotation of a GenBank genome assembly
CCAAGCGGUUCGUCUCCACAGAUAGGCGCAGAGCUUAUUUUGGGAAGGUUGCCACUUUUGAGCCAGUGAUCAACACCCCCCAUACCAGUACCGGUACCACCCAACCAUACUCAGAGCGAAGAACCACGCAAGAGGGAGUUUAAGAGCACCAUGAUGUCAAGAGCAAUUCUCCUUUUGUUGCUGUUUGGGUGGGUUAGCCCUGUCACCUCUAGUUCAGCUUCGUGCGGUCAGGAGGGUGGGAAUUUGACGAGGAAGAGACGUUCCAGGCUGCGGGGAUUGGCAGUUGGAAGCAGCGGCGUUGGCGAUUUUACAGACGGGGGUGACGGCGGGGGAUCAAGCCCCGACGCCCCGGAUGAUUUCGCUGAAGGCCCUGACGAUUCAGGCUGUGAUGGAAACGGAAGCGUCCCCUCGCCCAGCGGCAAGGGCAAUGACAACCCAAGCCCUGGACAACAACUUCCAGAUAUUGGAGUUGCACCCGGUCCGGCUCCUGCCAAUGCACCGCCAACAGAUGCUGCCAAAGGCACUAGCUUAGAAUCAGAGUGUUUCUCGGCUGAUGCUACAGUGGACGUCUUGGCAGCGGAUAGCGUUGUGAAUUCAGAUGAGAUAAAUGAAGGAGAUAUAGCUACUGUUUCAAUGUCAGAUCUGCGAGUCGGUGACAAAGUCUUGUCAAGAACAAAUCAGUUUGAGCCUGUGUAUGCCUUUGGACACUGGAACCCCCAUGCCAUCAACAAGUUCCUCAAGAUUCAAUCAAGCUCUGAUGAGUCUCCUCUUGAAGUUUCGAGUGAGCAUUUUGUGUAUAUCCAAGGCAGCAAGAAUCCCAUCAGAGCAGCUUCAGUUCAAGUUGGAGAUGUCUUGCAGGGUGUGGCUCCAUCAAUGAAUGCUACUGGUGCGGAGCAAGGCCUGGUUGUGGAGUCCCUCACAAGCAUUGAGAAGAUGGGUUUGUAUGCUCCACUGACAGCAAGUGGUGUCUUUGUAGUGAAUGGAGUUUUGGCUUCUUGCUAUGUAUCAUUGCAAGGGCCUCAUCCCAGAGAUGCUGCUGACUCUCAAAUCACCAUGAAAGGAGGUUGGGUCCUUCCACUGGUGUCUCAGCAUGACUUUAUCCAUUACUCUCUGUCGCCCUUUCGUAUGGUCUGUACCAACACAUGGCUUCCAAGAGCUACCAAAGGUCCCAUUUGCCAUUCCUAUGAUGCCAAGGGGUAUCCUUAUUGGAUUGGAAUGGCCAUGCAGGCAUUCCAUUGGGUGGAUAGUCUCCAUCUCGAGCUUCAAUUUGUGGCUCUUGUAUUGUGGCUGGCCGUGGUGGUGCCGAGCAUAGCUAUAGAGUGGUUGCUGGCAAAAACCUCUUCUGUUCUUGUUGUUGUUGGAUGCACAACCACGGCUGCUCUGAUUGUUGGCAGCCUUCUUGUUGCCAAGAAGUUUUCCGCUAAUAACAUGCCUUCCUUCCGUGGUUGAUGCAAGCAUACAUUGAAUGUCUGUGGAAAUAACGACGUCAAUCCGGUCCUGCCACAGGCCGAGCUAGUUGUAGGCAGUUGUUUGCCCGUACCGUACUUUCAAAUCGAAUCAAUCGAAUCGUUGCAACUAACUGAAUUUGAACCGCUCGAAUGAUACGGUAUCUUUCUAGUAGCUACCGGUCACAGGUCAUUUUCGGUACACGACUGCAUUGGAACGGGACCGAGGAUGCUUGGAACGGGACCGAGGAUGCUUGGAACGGGACCGAGGAUGCUUGGAAC